AUGUCUGGAGGAGCCAUUGCAGCAGCAGGGAGGUUCAAGGAGACCAACAAGACCCAUCUGGGUACAUAUGACCCUGAUACCACGCAUCCCAUUGCCAAGCCGACGUGGCAGGCCUACAUCGACUCGACCUCUGACAGUGUCAGCACCCCUUCUUUCCGUGGUACUUGUUUCGCUGUCAGCGGCAUCGUUCCGAUGCAAUCAGGCAAAGCCGUCAGCGACCGAAGCGGCGGUUGGAGGGCCAAGCUGGCCUGCGCCCAAUACCCCAUAUUUGCGCUCAUCUGGGCACAUGCUUCACGGGUCACAAUCAGGCUGACCUCGUCUUCAGCAGGGGCUAUAUGCCCAGCUGGAUCCCUUCGCUGGGAGCCUUACACGCCCCUCGCCCAGUGCGUUACCGUGCUCGUUGAUGCCAUGCUCGUCACUCGGGUGGCUGAGAGUAGACGACACAUCUCCAACGCAUGGCACCGCACUGCGCACAUUUUGUUGGCCUCAGCCGGGGUGCUAACCGUCCUGGCCAUGUUCUCGUUCUAUCAUCCUCGAAACAUCCGAUGGGCUUUGAUGCUUGACUAUGUGGCUGUACGCGACCUUCUCGUCGAUGGUUCGACUGCUUGUGUCACUCUUCUUACCGGUAUCUAUCUUCUCUCCUCUCGUACAUUGGCGAGCGCACCAUCGAUCAAUCAGUCUCUGAUGACUGUCGCAGUUGUCAACACUGUCCUCACCCCAGUUAUACUCCUGAGCCUAGAUCCUCGGGCCGCCACCGUCACGGGACUGCCUGCCAGCGAUGUCCGUCUAGUUCGCUUCCUCGCCAGGUCAUACGUUGUCCUUACGGGUGUCCUCUUUGGGGCCUUUCUCGUGUGUUCUCCAGACGUAGUGCUGGGCGGCGCCAUCUCCAUACAGGAUCUCAUCAGUGCAGCCAACGUCCGCUCCGACCACUGGGUAGCUCAGGCGAACCGCAGCACAUCUCUCGUGGAAGCGGUGGAAGAAUAUCGUCGGCGUUAUCAGGUGCCGCCGCCACCCAACUUUGACAAGUGGUACGAGUAUGCGACGAUACAGGAGUCGGUUGUCAUUGAUGACUUUGGCCAGAUCAGCAUCGACUUGAAGCCUUUUUGGGGGCGUUCGCCGGCUGCCCUCCGCGAGCAGACGAGGCACAUGCUAUUGUACACGCCAUGGCUCAGCAUGGCAGGCUCCAUGCAGAUUCCGAUGGGCUCGGCUCGAUCAGAGCUUGCGCUGAGGGAAGAACUACGUCCUUUUGAUGCCUCCCAAACGCCCACGUGGCCCGAGGUCGAGCUGCGAGACAACAUGGAUCCAUCACCCUACUUCACAAACGAGUUGCGCAACCAGAUCUACUACAGUUAUUUGUGCCAUCAACCAGAUCUCGCCUACCUACAUGAAUUCCUCCUGUCGCCAGCUGCAGUUAUGCCGACGAAAAUGGCGUUUCCUGUGUUCAGUCAGACAAUGGCCGAGGGGUUCGCUGACAUCUUGUUGCCUUCGCUUUGGAACUUCAACGAUAAGACCGCAUAUGCCGACGACAAAGGGGUUUUGUGGAACAGAAGGAGAAUACUCUGUUUUGGCGCGGACCAGCGUCUGACGGCUAAUGCAGCACGCGGGUCCUGGCAGACUUCAUUGCGUGCCCGGCUUGUCCAUGCAGCGUCUCAUCUCCCACCGUUGACGGCGAGCAACCCGGGAUAUGACCAUGAGCUACCAAGGGUCGACACUGGUUUUGUGGACGAGUUCCAAAAAUGCCACCAAGACGACUGCCGCUCCGAAGAGACAGCAUUCUGGGGGGCUGGCGCCGAAAAGCCUCCCCUUGAGCGAGUUCCGUUCGAGCAGCACUGUCAAUAUCGACACCUGAUGGACCUUGACGGCGCGGGCUUCAGUGGUCGCUUCUUGCCGUUCCUACGGAGUCGGAGUCUUGUCUACCGCACGGGGCUGUUCCGGAUGUGGUUCGGGGAGCGGGUACACGCGUGGCGACACUAUGUACCGGUGGACGUGCGCCUGCAUGAGCUCUGGGAUCUGUUGCGUUUCUUUGGCGGGGACAGGGGAGGAGCGGGGCUGGGGCAGAACAUCGCCAUGGAGGGCAGGGCGUGGGCGGCUCAGGCGUUGCGCAAGCAGGACAUGCAAGUGUACAUGUUCCGGCUGUUGCUGGAAUGGGCACGGUUGGUUGACGACCAGAGGGACAGCCUUGGAUAUGUUACAUGA
Molecule: messenger RNA, 2196 nt
Organism: Verticillium alfalfae VaMs.102
Lineage: Eukaryota; Fungi; Ascomycota; Sordariomycetes; Glomerellales; Plectosphaerellaceae
Exons: 5
Coding region: 1-2196 (731 amino acids)
Source: RefSeq, a predicted model, not a curated record